AUGGCGGUCCGUCCAGGCGAGGAGAACGUGGCUACCCUUUUCGGAGACGUACACUAUUUCUAUGGGCCGCCGACCGAGAAUCCCCGCCACCAUCGCUUCGACAAGGGCUCUUACAUAUAUCUGUUCGAGAAUGCGCACGAUCGGAGGGCGCGCAUAGAAGUCGCAAACCAGCCUGGCACUGAUGACCAGGACGCGCUGGAUGGAUUCUUGGAUCAUACUCGAGUGAGAUACUCGUACAACCAGCAAGUCCUGGUGACCAUCACAGUCGAUGGCGUCCAAGGCGCACCAUUCGACCAGAACCAAUGGCAUCUACCAACCUACGAUCCCCGGAAUGAGAACAAGUACCACUACAAGCUUCACUCGCUGGACGUCUACUUCUGGACCCAGGCCGAUGCACUCCAAUUCGUCAACGGAGUCAGGAGGGUUCUCCCGCCGUCUCAAGUCGACGUCCUCGACGAGCCAGGCCCACCGGUUCAUGCGCCGCCCUCUCAUUCUCACCAUCACGACGUGAACCCCCUAGUUCAGAAGCUGGAGAGGGCUGCUAUUUCUGGUAGCUCGCGAGGCACACCAAACUCAUCACAAGGAAUACCCUCAUUUGCGCCUCCUCCAGUUUCCGCCGUCCACGGGUCUUCAGAACCUCCCACAAGCUUUCAGCCGAUGGCAUACAACCCUGCUGCACCAGCUGCACCCGAACCGGUCAGACACCGUGAGAAGACGCCUCCGCCUCCGGAGGAUGAUGGCUACGAUCCCCUCAGGGCAGCAGUGGCCGUGGAUCAUGCGCAGCCCUACACUCCCGGGUAUGGGCCCAACGGGCCGCUCAGUCCCGGCUUCCCCGGACCGCCAACAGCCGGCCUUACGAGUCCCGGCUUCCCGCCUUCGCAGUUCGGACACCUGCAGAGAUCCGCCACCAUGCCCGCUGGUGGCCUGGCAUCCCCCGGUCUGCCGCUGGCAUCACCAGGUCUCGCGAGCCCCUAUAGCUCCAACUUCCCGGGGUCUCCGGGGUUCGCUCCUCCGCCUCCUCCGCCGCCCGCGAGCUCGCAGGCCCGCCCGACAGGCCCACCUCAUACCCAGUCCCAGCCCGUAGUGCAAAGCCCCGGCCUGCCACCCGGUGGGUUUUCCAAUUACAACUAUAGCAACCCGGUGGGCGGCGGCAUACCGCAAGGUAGUGGCUAUGAUAUCCACUCGCAGGUCUACAGGCCGUCGGAGCACGAGCACAACGUCAAGUACAAACCGAAGCCGGAAGAGCGGAGUAAAAUGGGCCAGAACGCGGAUAGGCUCGAGAGGGGCGUCACGGGCAUGUUCAAGAAGUUUGAGAAGAAGUUUGGGUAG
Molecule: messenger RNA, 1329 nt
Organism: Truncatella angustata
Lineage: Eukaryota; Fungi; Ascomycota; Sordariomycetes; Amphisphaeriales; Sporocadaceae
Exons: 3
Coding region: 1-1329 (442 amino acids)
Source: RefSeq, a predicted model, not a curated record